AUGUUCCUCCGCCGCGCCUCGCGCGCAGCUGUUGCUGGCGUCGCUCGGCCUAUCCUCUCCGCAUCCUCAUUGACUGCCCGGCGUGUUCCCUUCCCAAACCCCUCCCUCGCUCGCCCACUCUCCUCAACCCCCUCGCUACGAUCGCGGACAAGCGUCAACCUCACAGGACUCAUCCCCGCGACCGACGCAGAAAUCCAGACAUUCCGCGACCGUACCUCUGGCGGGUUUACGGAAAAACACGGCGUGGCCAGCGACAUUGAGCCGGCCGGUUUCGACCCCAUCCCACCCCAGAACGCGCGCGGAGGGCGCGACGUCGCCGGCUGGCGCGCGCUGUACACUGGAACAGUGGGACCAAACUGGGUCAACCUCCACAAGACGAUGCAUGGGGGUUGCGCUGCGUGGCUCGUCGAUAACCUGACCGGCCGGGCUGUCGAGACUCUGGGAACCGACUCGUGGUGGGGACCCGGGGUCAGCAUCAACCUCGACAUGACGUACCAGUCGCCGGCGCCCGAAGGGAUGGUGCUCGAUAUUCUGGUUACAGUCGACCGUAUGACGGGGAGUAUUGCGUAUACGCGCUGUGAGCUGUUUGAUCACGCUACGGGCGAGCGGAUCUGCAGCGGCAACCACGUGCUCAUGUGGCGCAAGCCGAAGAAGUAG
Messenger RNA from Cutaneotrichosporon cavernicola, 657 nucleotides. RefSeq lists its product as uncharacterized. Bases 1 to 657 code for a protein of 218 amino acids. NCBI's taxonomy places the organism in Eukaryota, Fungi, Basidiomycota, Tremellomycetes, Trichosporonales, Trichosporonaceae. The record is from RefSeq and is a predicted model, not a curated record. Gene Ontology annotation, molecular function: fatty acyl-CoA hydrolase activity. The transcript has a single exon.